Messenger RNA from Symbiodinium natans, 4377 nucleotides. The record is from the annotation of a GenBank genome assembly. NCBI's taxonomy places the organism in Eukaryota, Dinophyceae, Suessiales, Symbiodiniaceae.
AUGGACACGGAUGUCCGGCCGUUCGCAAGCUUGGUGAACGAGCCCGGGCCGGUAGUUCCUGUUGGGCCCAACGAGGCCGCAGAGAUACCGGAGGCGUCUCCGGCAAAGGCCAGUGAGGGAUUCGAAUCUGAAACCGGCAGUGCAACGGGCAAUGCUCGCGUGCGCCUGGCUGCUUACAUGGACUUCAGGGAUGAGGGGAUUGAAGAAGAAGAUGAUGAUCAAGAUAUAGACAUGACUCUGCUCCAAGAGGAGAACAUGGAGAUAGAUGAAGCUCGGUCUUCGGCACUCUUGGAGGCCCUUGGCAAGGAGAACGGGGAGGAAUCAGAACAGGACCCAUUCUCUGUGGCGCCUGGAGUCACAUCAUUCACAUUUAUCCGAACAACCCUGCAGCUUCUCAGCAGGGGACUUGUUGCCAAGAAGCUGGAUGCAUCCAACAACUUCGAAAUAUCAUUUGAUUUUUUUUUGCAGCAAACCGCCAAAGAGCGUAGAGGUGUGGCCCACUUCUCCGUAGGAGGAUCCAUCAACAGCCAACUGCCACGCAUUUGCAUAGCUCCUGGGUCGACGAAGUUGUACUUCUUCUUACGGCAGGGUUCUUUCCGUGCAAAGUUAGCCACAGCUCCGAUUCCGCGGAACCGACUUGUCCGGAUCACCUUCCGGCUCGUCCAACAUGUGGUCACUGUUUUAGUCGAUGGUUCAGAGCAAGCUGUGGCUUCGGCUGAAGGCUUGCAGGUGCCCGUCCCUGCAAAGAUGUUUGCGUACUUCAAUGGGCCAGGCGACGUAGCAGCAGAUGCAAUGGUAGGAAAUUCAUUGUACCGUUGGCGCCACUUUGCAUUAAGACCGAGAGUGCAGGCGACUACAAUAUUCGAGCUGCCGCCGGAUGAAAUCCAGUUGAUGGUAGAAGUGACAGAUGAGCUUGCAAGAGCCAAGAAAUGGGCAAAGUUUGAUGCUUUCUUUGGUGUCAUCGUGUUUGCGAAUGCAGUCUCCAUGGGCAUUCAGACAGAUUGCCGUUGCGAGAAUGAUGUGGUGUGGCAAGUGUUGGACAACGUCUUCCUUGUUGCCUUUAUCAUGGAACUCAUUCUGAGAGCAAUUAUCAGCGGCCUGCGGUUGUUUGGCACCAUGCUGGUGCGUGAUCAUUGGUUACAACUUGAUGUCAUGGUUGUCUCCUUGACAAUUGUGGACACCUGGGUUCUGGGCGAUCUUGGUAGUGGUGGAGUGUUUGCCCUUGCUCGCUUGUACCGCUUGCUUAAGCUUGUCAAGAUGGUGCGCCUGCUUCGCUCCUUUCGUCAACUUGCAAUGCUUGUUGAGGGAAUAUUGAGCUCCUUGCAGACUUUGUUUUGGGCAGUACUACUGCUUGCUUUGAGUAUUUUCAUGUUCUCCGUGCUCCUUGUGAGGAUGGCACAGUGGGAUUUGACUGCUGUGCAGGGUGCUUCGCUUCCUUUCGCUUCUCUUCCAACAGCCAUGUGGACGCUGGUUCAGCUUGCCACUUUUGACAAGUGGGUGGGUUUAGUUCGCAGCGCUGCGUUGCAGCUUGGUGGAUUGCACGGUGGAGCCAUUGCUGUUGUUCUUUUAGUUUGUGUGUGCCUAACUGGGCUGGGCAUCAUGAAUCUGGUAGUCGGCAUCUUGUGCAACACUGCUUUCAAGCUUGAGUCUCGCCAAGUUCGGAUGGUGGGAGCUGAACGCCUUCUGAAGCAGCAGGGGGCUCUCGAACUGUUCCGUCAGCAGUUGCUCAAGCAUGGGACGCACCUGCUCAAGAACCCCAGAUACAUAGCGAAGGACGAGUUUUUUGAAGCUUUGCAAGACAGCAGCAUCAAGGAAAUCACUCAGAUCUUAAACCUCACCGACAAGGACUUCGCAAUGUUGGUAUCUGCGCUUGAGGAGAACAACGACAUAGAGAUCGAUGGCAUCAUUGAAGCCAUUGGCAUCAUCGAACUGCAGUCCUACUUUGCACAGAGCGUAGCAAACAGUGUCAAGAAACACAAGGCGGCGACAGCACUGAGACCUGUUGACCUGCUGUUCUUUUGCAUCAGUUUAAGGCAGUUGGAAGCUUCCAUGGACAAAGUUGAGCGCAAUGGGCGGAGCAUGUGUGCAUUUGCCUAUGAUGCACUGAGUAUUUUAUAUGCCCGGGCGGAGGAGUCAUACACUCUUCUCAGACUGAAUCACGAUGUGAAAUGGACCCCUCCGGCAUCAAAGAUGGAGUUGACGCAAUCAUCUCUGAAUGUUCGGAAGAUGGAGGAGACUGCAAACCAGUUCAACCUUGACGCGGAGGAACAGAGGCUUCUUAUGCCGAUCGACAUUUCGUUUGGCAGCGUCAUCACCGUGAAUGGUGCCUUUGUUGGCGUACAAACAAUGCAAGAUGAUGGAAACGUGCUCGUCUACUGGAUUGACUUGGGUUUCACAUUCUUGUUCACCCUUGAAUUCAUUCUCCGAGGUGUUCUAGCAGCUAACCUGCACUAUGUUCACCAAGCAGAGGAGGGGGACAACGAUUUGAACUUCUUCCAGCAAGCCAGCAGGAAAGUCGCUCGCUUCGCCAGCUUGAAAUCCAGAAUGCGUUGCUGGGUGUUGCCACCUUGCCCGCCUGGUGGGGUUGUCAGCGUUCUUUCUGCCACUUGCCGAAGCCUCAGAGAGUUUUCGGUCUUUUUCGACUUCACCAUCAUUGUGCUGUCGCUCCUGGAUUCCUUAGUUAUAGUUCAGCUUCGCAAUGCUGGGGUACUGGAACUUGACACAUCGGCACUUUCGGUGCUGCGGGCGUUCCGUUUAUUUCGACUGGCGAAGUUGCUUCGUAUAUUCAAGCUCUUCCCACAACUGCAGAAGCUAGUGUUCGCAUUGAUUGAGACCUGGAGACAGGUGUUCUGGGCGCUCGCCUUGAUUCUCCUACUCCUGUACGCGUUCUCCAUCUACGCAGUUUCGAUGAUCGGUGCAGACGCAGCUGAGGGUUCCACUUCGAAGUCGUAUUUUGGCACCUUGACAAAGUCUCUCCUCACAGGUUGGCAAGUAACAACUUUCGACCGCUGGGAUGAGGUUUUGUAUACAUCCACAGACAACCUUCUACAUUUCUGCGUGCUUUUGUUGGUGGCCGUUGUGCUUGGGCUGGGUUUGAUGAACAUGGCGGUCGGCGUCGUUUGCGAAGCUGCGAUGAGCCUACAGGCCAAAGAAGAUGCAGAGGUACAGCGGGCGGAGCUGAUUGCUUUCCUCUCAGCUAUGAAGAAUCUCCAGGAGACUUGCGUGCGAGAACUCGGAGAUCAAUUGCUGACAGCGGAACUCAUGGAAGAUGCCAUUGGCUUGAGAAUGAACCCGUCAUUCAGGCGGCCAAACGCUGGCGCGGGCAGCGUGAGCAGUCAGCCACCUCUUGCUAGCGAUCAACUUCAAACUCUUCUGCCAAAGCUCAAGGAAUUUCUGGGAGACGCCGGUCUACAUCGACUUCUUGUGAAAAGAGUGCGCGACAAAGUUGAUCAUGGGAGAACUGGACAGGUCACAGUGGAUGACUUUACGAAGGGCGCCCUGGUCACCAAAGAGGACUUAGCCAAGGUAGAGCUUUAUGGUUGCACCGUGGCUUUGCGAGAGGUUCGCGAGAAAUGCCUAAAAAUGAACGAAUGCAUUCUGAAUAUUCACAUGUCGCUGCAGCUUGUUCUGCAAGAGAUGUGCGCGGUCAUCCACCGCCAAGAAGCAGCUGAUGAUCCGGGCACCCCUAGUGCAAUGCAUGCCGACAGUGCCGAAUAUGACCCCAGCACUUUGCGACCAGAGGCUGAGAAAGCUGUCGUUGAAAUGGGCAAGUGGUCUGGUGAAGGAAGCCUUCCGCAGAUUCUCAACAUGGGCACCCUUUUCGUGAGCGCCGGCACUGGGAAAAUCAGGAUUUCUGGUGAUGAGGUCGUUGGCUUUGGCACAGCUUUUCGAGCCGAAGUUCAAGUUGGUGACAUUAUCAUCGUCGAGCCCCUCGUCGCACAGAAAAAUGGAGACACUGCAUCGAAAAAGACUUUUGCCCUUGCAGUCACUGUGGUCCUGUCCCAGACGCGACUCAAAGUGGCAACAUUUGUGACUGAAUCGCUGCCUGAAAAUAUCGUCUUUGUCGUUGCCAGAUGCAGGAGGGUGGCGCAGAUGGCAAAGGCUCCCACACCAUUUUCUGCCAUGACAGCACAUGCGCCAAAGCAGAUCUCGCCCCGAAGCUCGCAACGUUGGUUUGCAUGGGACCUUCAGACACAGAAGCGGGAUAAAGUUAAUUUACAGGAGGCGGAGGCGCACCAUUCUUACCUGAAAAGGCUCAAGAAACAGGCUGAGUUCGAGCUGCUAACAGUCCUGGAGCGUCCACUUCUGAGGAUGUGCUUUCAGGCACUGAAGUCCCAGGUCCGACUCAGACAAAAGACUGUCUCCUUGCUGUGGUAA